AUGCCUCCAAGAGUAAGAGGACGAGGCAAGGGUCCCAUGCGUGGAGGACCGUCGUCAGCUGGACCAUCACACAGACGCACUCCAUCAGCGUCUCUAUCCUCCUCCGACUCUCACGAUAUGUGGGGUCAACCUUACGAGCCGACAAGACACUCGAUCUCGCUAAGCUCUUUGCCAUCUUUUCGUCCGUCUUUCGGACCAUUUGCUCCAAAUGAGCCCGAACACCCUCACCAUUCUGAUCAAUCUCACCAUUCGCUUGAGUCUUACCAUUCACACCACUCUUUGCAAUCCCAUUCAUUUCACCACUCUGACUCCCCUUACUCUUCGGGACAGUUUAACCCAGCCUACUAUGUUAAUGAUUUUCUUGGAUACAAACCAUUGGGCCCUGAGGACCAUUUCUCUCAGGAAAUGGAAAUGGAUGAUCACCCCGACCCGGAGAUGCAAACAGGAACCCCGAGCCACCCUAUCAGCAUAUCUAGUGGGUCUCCAUUUCAGGGAUCCCCUUACCGUGGGCCCGACUCAUUCCAGGAGAGGAUGGGUACCUAUGACUGGUUCUUUACACCAUCUUACUAUAGCUCUCCAGCCCAACCACCUUUGGAAGAUCCUCAACUUCAAGCUGUCUCACCACCACCACUCCCGGUAGAGGAGCCACCGCAGCCACCUCCCGAACCUCCGAGGCGAAGGAGGAACGCACGCAUGUCUGUAAGAGGAGGACCCCGUUUCAGUUCUCCUCGUGGUUCGAGUUCCUAUCCCCCUAUCCCAGAGGACCCCCAGUUGGGUGGACCCUCAAACGCGGCACCGGAGGCUAAUCCUCCGCAAGCUUCUUAUGCGCCACCUCAGCCGCCUGUGGGUUUUGAUAACCCAAUCCCGACGUACCCAGAUCCUUCCGGGUACAAUCCUUAUGAGAACCCAUCAGGGUACCCCUCGGACUAUCAUCCAGAAAUGGCUGGCUCAGACGAAGCAAACAGUCAUCCAGCAGAGGGCAACACCAGAAUCAAUAUUACUGGUGCUGAACUGCAAGCUUUAAUCACCGCUGCAGUUUCUCAAGCGGUAGAGGCAAAGUUUAAGGAGCCGAGUGUUGUUCGGUCUCAAACUCUUUCAAAAACCCAUUCUCAACCACAUACUCACAGGAAAAGUGAGUCCCUGCACUCGUCUAACCAGGGUAGUGUACCCAAGAAGCAGGUUGUUCCUGAGCCUACCCUUAGGCACGCCAAGGGUUGUACCUACAAAUAUUUUGUUUCCUGUAAGCCAAGAGACUUUACAGGAGAAAAAGGGGCGAUAGACUGUAUGAAGUGGUUAGAUGAGAUGGAAACGGUGAUAGAUAUUAGCGGUUGUGCUAAAGAGAAUGUGGUCAUGUUUGUCUCCCAAUCUUUUAAGGGCGAUGCCCUUACAUGGUGGAAAGCGUUAGUACAGUCCACCGGGAAAGUUCAUCUGUAUAAUCUUUCGUGGGAGAAAUUUGUUGAUCUGGUUAAGGAUGCUUAUUGUCCUCAACAUGAAGUCGAGCGUGUAGAAACUGAUUUCCUCACCCUUGUGAUGAAGGAUCUUGACUUAGGUCCUAUGUGA
Messenger RNA from Helianthus annuus (common sunflower), 1560 nucleotides. RefSeq names its product extensin-like. The transcript is spliced from 2 exons. The record is from RefSeq and is a predicted model, not a curated record. Bases 1 to 1560 code for a protein of 519 amino acids. Lineage: Eukaryota; Viridiplantae; Streptophyta; Magnoliopsida; Asterales; Asteraceae.